This is a messenger RNA of Geodia barretti, 1557 nucleotides long. Lineage: Eukaryota; Metazoa; Porifera; Demospongiae; Tetractinellida; Geodiidae. The record is from the annotation of a GenBank genome assembly.
AUGUCGUAUGUGCUCGGAAUCGACGUGGGAACUACAAAGAUAUGCUGUCUGGCGUUGAACCGUGAGGGUCAGCAGGUAGCUUCCCACACAGCCGACGUGUCUGUUCUUCAUCCGCAGCCCGGGCACUCGGAGAUCGAGCCGCAGGACCUCUGGGAACGCACGAGGGAAGCCCUAGCGGAGACGAUCCGCAAAGGAGGGCUUGAGCCUAAAGACGUUGCCUGCCUCGGCAUCACGUGCCAGAGGAACUCGUUUCUUCUGUGGAAUCGCGAAACUGGAGAGCCGCUGUGCAACCUGAUCACCUGGCAGGAUCGUCGCGCGGCUGAUGUCUGCAGGGAGUGGAAUGAGUCCAUGCAGUUCAGGUUCCUGCACGCUGGAGCAGGCAUUCUGCACACGUUCACCCGAAACAAGCGGUUCCUUGCAGCCAGCAUCAUCUCCCUCCAGUGCCAGAUGGUGGCCCCUCGUCUCUACUGGGCCUUGAAGAACGUGACGGGAGCCAGCGAGCUCGCGAUGGAGGGAAAGCUGUGUUUUGGAACCACUGACAGUUGGGUGUUGUGGAAGCUGACAGACGGUGCUGUUCACGCCACAGACUACUCCAACGUGUGUACAUCAGCUCUCUACGAUCCGUACCAGAUGCAGUGGAGUUCCACCAUCCUCAACCUGCUGGGAAUCCCUCCAGGAAUCCUGCCUGAGGUCAGGGAUUCUGGUGGGGAGUUUGGCCACGUCCCGGAGCACCUGUUUGGUGCCUCCAUCCCCAUCACUGGCGUCAUCUCCGACCAGACUAGUGCCAUGUUUGCACAGGGGUGCUGGGAGAAAGGCGAUCUCAAGUGCUCCUUGGGGACAGGCAUGUUUAUGUGCCUCAACACUGGCCGGAAACCGCACGCCUCUCUCCAGGGGUUGUACCCUGUCAUUGGCUGGAAGAUUGGGUCAGAAGUGGCCUAUCUUGCGGAGGCCAACUUCCCCAGCUGUGGAAGUGUGGUGGAGUGGGGGAAGAGGUUUGGUCUGUUCUCAGACCCAGCAGAGACUGAGGCUCUUGCUGAGGCAGCAGAGAAGAUUGACGGACUGUGCUUUCUCCCAGCGUUUGACGGAAUUCAGGCCCCGUACACAGACCCCCAUGCUAGCGCUGGGAUCCUAGGAAUGACGCACGCGACAGAGGGGAAGCACGUAGUGCGAGCAAUGCUGGAGUCUCUGGCCUACGCCUUCAAGAUGCUGUUUGACACAGCCUGCAGUGAGAUAGACUUCAAAGUGAAGAGGGUGUGUGUGGAUGGAGGGGUGUCACGGAAUGGGUUUGUGGUUCAGCUGAGCAGCAGUCUCCUCGGUCUCCCGGUGGAGAGACCGACAGAGACCGACAUGACGGUAUGUGGAGCCAUCUUCCUUGCCGGGCUCGCAUCUGGCUUCUGGACCUCAAAGGAACAGAUCUUGUCCUUUCGCAAGCUGGACAAGACGUUCCAGCCAGCAUCAGGGGAGGCAAGGAGGACUGUGGUCAGUGGGUACCAGCGCUGGCAGGGCGCUAUCCAGCGCUCCCUCCACUGGUACAAGGAGAAUGGAAUACCUCAGUAG